AUGACAGGCGAGUCAUUCGAUAUAACACUGACCUACUUGCGGUUCUUGGAAGAGGAUCUGGAGAUGACCAUGCCCAUAGCAGCUAUUGAGUCUCUUGUCACCAUGUUGCGAGUUAAAGAACCAUCGACUCAAGCGGAACUUAUUAAGCUUGUAAAGUCCAAUAUCGACUUAUUGAAGUCUUCCAUAUCCAAUGCUGUGUCCUUGUCUGCUGGCUGUGACUUAUUCAUGAGAUUUGUGUUGCGGAACACGAACUUGUAUGCUGAUUGGGAAUCUUGCAAACGAAAUUUGGUUGAAAACGGAGAGUUAUUUGUGCAAAGAGCCAAGGAAUCGAGAAAUAAACUGGCAGAAAUGGGGUUGCCAUUCAUUAAAGACGACGAUACGAUUUUGGUGCAUUCUUAUUCUCGGGUUGUCUAUCAUCUUUUGAAGAAAGCUCGGGCUGAAAAGUUGAUACGAUUUCGAGUUAUUGUCACGGAAUCGAGACCCACCAGCAAGGGAUACCACAUGGCGAAAUUGCUCAAGGAAGCCGACAUUCCAGUGGAAGUUAUUGUGGAUAAUGCUGUGGGUUAUGUCAUCCACAGAGUGGACAAGGUAUUGGUGGGUGCUGAAGGUGUGGCCGAAAGUGGAGGUAUUAUAAACCACAUAGGGUCUUAUCAGAUUGGAUGUUUGGCUAAAACCAACAACAAACCCUUCUACGUGGUAACAGAAUCGCAUAAGUUUGUCAGAUUGUUUCCUUUGUCUCCCAACGACCUUCCCACUGGUAUGGGCGAUAUGCUCGGUAUGGGCAGUUCCCCAGACGUCAAUAUUCCACAAGCCAGCGAAGAGCCAGAAAGCGAGUUGCUAAAGAUGCAGCUCAUAGACUUUACACCACACGAGUACAUUACUGCCUUAAUCACAGACUUGGGUGUGCUCACUCCAUCUGCCGUUUCUGAAGAGUUGAUCAAGAUGUGGUACGACUAG
Meyerozyma guilliermondii ATCC 6260 is the source of this 957-nucleotide messenger RNA. It is a transcript of the gene GCN3, whose product is annotated as translation initiation factor eIF2B subunit alpha. Gene Ontology annotation, cellular component: eukaryotic translation initiation factor 2B complex. Gene Ontology annotation, biological process: translational initiation. NCBI's taxonomy places the organism in Eukaryota, Fungi, Ascomycota, Pichiomycetes, Serinales, Debaryomycetaceae. The transcript has a single exon. The record is from RefSeq and is a predicted model, not a curated record. Gene Ontology annotation, molecular function: guanyl-nucleotide exchange factor activity; translation initiation factor activity. Bases 1 to 957 code for a protein of 318 amino acids.